Molecule: messenger RNA, 8054 nt
Organism: Rattus norvegicus (Norway rat)
Lineage: Eukaryota; Metazoa; Chordata; Mammalia; Rodentia; Muridae
Source: RefSeq, a predicted model, not a curated record
GAAAAUUCAGGUCGUGGUCGAACUCUUCUACUCCCUGUGUGGUGUAUGAGUCUCGACCCCAGCAUGCUGGCCUGAGCUCUCGUUUCAUCUCGCUUACAAUAAAGCUUCCUCGUGUGAUUGCAGCAAGUUGGUGUCUGUGUCCUACUGGGUGCGCGUCUUUCCCGAGACUUGAGUGGGGGGCUCCCUUCGGGGGUCUUUCAUUUGGGGGCUCGUCCGGGAUCUGCGCGACCACCCAGGGGUCCUAGACCCACUUGGAGGUAAGAUUCUCUGUUUUAUCUCAGCGCUGUGUCUGGGUCUGUGUCUAUGUUCUGUCUGGGAAUCUGGUGCGAUCGCUGUUUCGGUUUUGCGGACGCUCAGUGAGACCGCGCUCCAGGAAGGAGAGCGGGGUGGAUAGGGAUAGACGUGUCCAGAUACCCACCGUCCGUUCGCCCUGGGAGACGUCCCAGGAGGACAAGGGGGGACCAGGGACGCCUGGUGAACCCCAUCUGAUAGGUCCAGAGGAGACUUUACUCCUUGACGACCGGUUUGUUAGGCAAGGUCUGCGACCUGCCGAUCAGUUUCAGUGCCUCUGGUCGACACGAAGUCGACGUCGGUUUUGUUUUCUUUUUUCUCUUUUGUUUGUGCUCGUGUGUGUGGUGUGUGUUGUCGAGCUCGACAUGGGACAGAAAGUAACGACUCCUUUGACUUUGACUCUGGAUCACUGGACUGAAGUAAGGACUAGAGCUCACAAUUUUUCAGUAGACGUUAAGAAGGGACCCUGGCAGACUUUUUGUUCAUCCGAAUGGCCAACCUUUAAGGUAGGAUGGCCACCAGAGGGAGCCUUUAACCUGUCUCUUGUUCUCGCUGUUAAGCGCAUUGUCUUUCAGGAAGUAGGAGGACAUCCCGACCAGAUCCCCUAUAUCAUCGUCUGGCAGGACCUAGUCCAGGAUCCCCCACCUUGGGUUAAGCCCUGGAUCACGGGGUCUGGAGUGACAGUGGCGGUUGCGGCAGCUAAACCUAAGCAGACCCAACCGUUGGCAGACCCUUCGGAACCUCCAAAGAUCUACCCUGAGAUCGAGGACCCUUUGUGGACGGAGCCACAGCCCCCUCCUUAUCCUCUGCCGCGACCAUCUGCACCCCCGGCCCCGGCCCCGGCACCGGCCGAGAGGGACGGGGUGGGGGGGCCUGCGGCGGGGACACGGAGCCGGAGAGGCCGCAGCCCAGAAGGGGAUUUCACUGUUGCCCUGCCCCUCCGUGCCUAUGUUGGUGGCCCCCCGCCAGGCCCCGAUGAACUUGUCCCUUUGCAGUACUGGCCUUUCUCUUCAGCUGAUCUAUACAACUGGAAAACUAAUCACCCUUCUUUUUCAGAAAAUCCCUCGGGCUUGACUGGGCUUCUUGAGUCCCUUAUGUUUUCCCAUCAGCCCACUUGGGAUGAUUGCCAGCAACUCCUGCAGGCCCUCUUCACCACAGAGGAGAAGGAGAGGAUCCUGUUGGAAGCCAGAAAGAAUGUCCCCGGACCAGAUGGGACCCCCACUAAUCUCCCCAAUCUUAUAGAUGAAACCUUCCCCUUGACCCGCCCAGCCUGGGACUUCAAUACUGCGGAAGGUAGGGAGCGUCUCACAGUAUACCGCCGGACUCUAGUGGCGGGGCUCAAAGGGGCCGCUCGGCGACCCACUAAUUUGGCUAAGGUAAGAGAAGUUCUUCAGGGACCAGCAGAGCCGCCCUCUGUUUUCUUAGAGCGACUGAUGGAAGCCUAUAGGAGAUAUACACCGUUUGACCCCUCCUCGGAGGGACAGCAAGCGGCUGUAGCCAUGGCUUUCAUUGGGCAGUCUGCCUCGGACAUUAAAAGAAAGCUGCAGAGGCUAGAGGGGCUCCAGGACUACACUUUGCGAGAUCUAGUAAAAGAAGCAGAGAAGGUGUAUCAUAAGAGGGAAACAGAGGAAGAGAAACAAGAGAGAGAAAAGAAAGAGGCAGAGGAGAGAGAGAACUGGCGUGAUCGCCGGCAGGAGAGGAACUUAACUAAGAUUUUGGCCGCAGUGGUAGGUGACAGAAGGAUAGAGAAGGGACAGUCAGGGUACCUGGGCAACGGAGCAAGAAGACCUCCGGGAGGAAAAAGACUGCAGCUCGAAAAUGAUCAAUGUGCAUACUGCAAAGAAAGAGGACAUUGGGCCAGAAACUGUCCUAAAAAGAAACAAAGAGGACCCAAGGUACUGGCCUUUGAAGAGAACUAGGGGAGUCGGGGCUCGACUCCCCUCCCCGAGCCUAGGGUAACUCUUUCUGUGGAGGGGACUCCUGUUGAUUUCUUGGUAGACACAGGAGCAGAACAUUCAGUUUUGACCAAGCCACUGGGACAAUUGGGGCAAAAGAAGACUAUGGUGAUGGGAGCCACUGGUAGUAAACUUUACCCCUGGACCACUAAACGAGUUUUAGAUGUAGGAAAAAGCCAAGUGACUCAUUCUUUUCUUGUGAUUCCUGAAUGCCCCAUGCCCCUGUUGGGAAGAGAUUUAUUAACCAAACUUAAGGCUCAAGUACAAUUCACCUCAAAAGGGCCAAAAGUAACCUGGGAAGAGGCCCCAGUUGCAUGUUUGGUUUUAAGUUUAGAAGAGGAAUACCGCCUCCAUGAGCAGAAUCCCAAACAUUUACUAGCCCCCGAGUGGCUGUCUGCUUUUUCCGAAGUCUGGGCGGAGCAGGCAGGGAUGGGGUUAGCCAAGCAAGUACCGCCAGUAGUAGUAGAAUUAAAAGCUGAUGCCUCCCCAGUCUCAGUCAAACAAUACCCUAUGAGUAGGGAAGCUAAAGAAGGCAUCCGGCCACAUAUUCAGAGACUGCUACAACUAGAGAUUCUAGUGCCUUGCCAAUCUCCUUGGAACACUCCUCUCCUGCCUGUACGCAAGCCUGGGACUAAUGAUUAUCGACCAGUACAGGAUUUAAGAAAAGUUAACAAAAGGGUGCAGGACAUCCACCCUACGGUUCCAAAUCCUUACAAUUUACUAAGUUCCCUACCACCAGAGCGGACUUGGUACACUGUCUUAGACUUAAAGGAUGCCUUUUUCUGCCUUCGGUUGCAUCCCAACAGCCAGCCACUAUUUGCUUUUGAGUGGAGAGAUCCAGAAGGAGGACACACUGGCCAGCUGACCUGGACACGGCUGCCCCAAGGGUUCAAAAAUUCUCCUACUCUCUUUGAUGAGGCGCUCCAUCGAGACCUUGCGCCUUUCAGGGCACAAAACCCCCAGAUUUCUCUCUUGCAGUAUGUAGACGACCUACUGCUUGCUGCUUCAACCCAGGAACUGUGUCGUGAGGGGACCAAAAGGCUCCUAAAUGAAUUGGGUGAGUUGGGGUACCGGGUGUCAGCUAAAAAAGCUCAGCUGUGUCGCACUGAGGUGACCUACCUAGGAUACACUCUCCGAGAAGGAAAGCGGUGGCUCACCGAAGCUCGAAAGAAAACUGUGAUGCAGAUCCCGACCCCCACCACUCCGCGACAAGUACGUGAGUUUCUGGGGACGGCGGGCUUUUGUAGACUCUGGAUACCGGGGUUCGCAACACUGGCAGCCCCUUUGUACCCUCUUACAAAAGAAAAGGUCCCAUUCAUCUGGACCGAGGAGCACCAAAGAGCCUUUGAGGACAUAAAAGCUGCACUACUGGCAGCCCCUGCUCUGGCCUUGCCAGAUUUGACUAAGCCUUUCACCUUAUAUGUUGAUGAACGGGCUGGAGUAGCCCGCGGGGUCUUAACUCAGGCUCUAGGGCCCUGGAAACGCCCGGUAGCCUACUUGUCAAAAAGGUUGGACCCGGUCGCCAGCGGAUGGCCCUCCUGCCUAAAAGCCAUUGCUGCCGUGGCCUUACUUGUUAAAGAUGCUGACAAGCUUACCCUAGGUCAGCAUGUGACUGUCAUUGCUCCCCAUGCUCUGGAGAGUAUCGUGCGGCAACCACCGGACCGGUGGAUGACUAACGCCCGGAUGACCCACUAUCAGAGCCUGUUACUGAAUGAACGAGUGACUUUCGCCCCCCCUGCCAUUCUUAAUCCUGCUACUCUUCUCCCUGAGAUACAUAACUCCACCCCAAUACAUCAAUGUGCCGACAUCUUGGCGGAAGAAACCGGAACAAGAAAGGACCUGACUGAUCGACCAUGGCCAGGUGUGCCUGCUUGGUAUACAGAUGGUAGCAGUUUUGUGGUGGAAGGAAAAAGGAGAGCGGGAGCGGCAGUGGUGGAUGGAAAACAGGUAAUCUGGGCAAGUAGUCUUCCAGAAGGAACUUCAGCUCAAAAAGCCGAACUCGUGGCUUUGACUCAGGCCUUGCGAUUGGCAGAAGGUAAGGCCAUUAACAUUUAUACCGACAGCCGGUAUGCCUUUGCUACAGCCCAUAUACAUGGAGCCAUCUACAAGCAAAGGGGGCUACUCACUUCAGCGGGAAGAGACAUCAAAAACAAAGAAGAGAUUUUAGCCCUUUUAGAGGCAGUACAUUUGCCAAAGAAGGUGGCCAUUAUUCACUGUCCAGGUCACCAAAAAGGAGAAGAUCCUAUAACAAAAGGAAACCAAAUGGCGGACCUCGUAGCAAAACAGGUGGCCCAGCAGGUAACAAUAUUAGCAGAAAAGAGUCAGACUCCAGUAAAAACUCCAGUUACUGAUGACUCUAACUACAUUUAUUCAGCCAAUGACUUUAAAAUACUAGAAAAUAUGGCUCACAGAAAACAAGCUCAAGAAUUCAGCUUUGAUGGGGUAGCGCGGACUAUGGAUGGGCGAGUGAUCCUGCCAACAAAAGAAGGAAUAAGUUAUGUUCAAAGACUACACCAGUUGACUCAUUUAGGGGCAGAUAAACUAAAACAACUUGUCAAAGCUUCUAAAUACCAUGUGUUAAAUUUAAAUUCAACAAUUAGGCAGGUGGUUGAUUCUUGCCAGGCCUGUGCACUUACUAACGCCGCUAAGCCCUAUCAAGAGCCUGGAAAAAGAAGACGAGGAGACCGACCAGGAGUCCACUGGGAAGUGGAUUUUACUGAGAUAAAGCCAGGGAAAUAUGGUAAUAAAUAUCUAUUAGUCUUUGUUGAUACCUUUUCAGGGUGGGUGGAGGCUUUCCCCACAAAAUCCGAAACUGCUCAGGUGGUGGCCAAGAAGAUUCUUGAAGAAAUCUUACCCCGGUUUGGGGUACCCAAGGCUCUGGAAGUCAUCAGAACACAGAUCUGGGACCAGAUAAAAGAAGCCUACGCACCGGGAACUUCAGAGGUGCCCCACAGGUUCCAGGUUGGAGAUUCGGUCUUAGUCAGACGACAUCGAGCUGGCACCUUGGAGCCUCGGUGGAAAGGACCAUAUCUGGUGUUGCUGACCACCCCCACGGCAGUAAAGGUGGAUGGGAUCGCUGCUUGGAUACACGCUUCCCACGUCAAGAAGACACCCAGCCAAAAUGAAGACAACAACUGGAUGGUGGCAACUACUGAUAAUCCUCUUAAGCUUCGCCUGUGCCGCAGAAGUGAAGAGCCAAGAUGCAGGAAUAUGGCCAGGAAACAUAGGAGCUGCGAAUCCUCCAGCUAGGAAACCUGCGCCUCCGAAACCCACGCCUCCGAAACCAACGCCAGCGAAACCGAAAAUCAUCCAGACUGCUGCCGCCGCAAAAGCCGCCACUACUACUGCUGUCGCUGCUACUGCUGAUGCAAACCGAGACCACGCUACUACUCGUGUUCUCGACGCCAAGACCACCAGGCCUAACCGUGAGCACCCACCAGAUGAUUCAGUUAAGGCUGCUCCUCACUCAGGUCAGGUUUACCUACCAAAUUACAACCCACAUCAGCCUUUAAUACUAACCUGGCAAGUUCUUGGUCCUGCUCUGGAUCAGGUUUUAUUCACCACUUCCAAAAUAGCACCGCCAGGGACAUGGUGGCCUGACCUAGCUUUCUGCCUCAAACAGAUUAUCCCCACUUCCAUUCCCCCUAAUCAAGUAAGAAGCUAUGGGUUUUACUGCUGCCCAGAGCAUAAUAAGCAGACUAUAUGUAGAGGACCAGCCUCACAUUAUUGUGCUAAAUGGAGUUGUGUUUCUUCCAAUGAUGGUGACUGGAAAUGGGACAGCGAAUAUACUCAUGACAGGGCUACCUUUUCUUUUGAAAACUCUGGGCCAGGGAGGUAUGUCAUAAUGGAACCAUAUAGAAGGUCUGACUGUCGCUCUGCUGAUUUAGAUAGAAUUCGGAUCAAAUUUACAGACGCUGGUAAAAAUUAUGAUACCCAAGCAUGGAUGAGGGGCAUGAGAUGGGGGGUAGUUUUUAAUAACUAUAAUAACAAGCCUGGAUCAUCAGUCAUGGUUCGCUUGAGCCUCAGUAGCCCCCCAGCCCAACCUGUAGGUCCUAAUGUCCUAGCUAAAGAACCUCCCUCCACUUCAAAUACUCCCAUACCCCCGGACACUGAAAAUCGUCUGUUUAGCUUAAUACAAGGGGCAUUCCUGGUCCUGAAUCGUACCAAUCCUAACGUUACUCAGUCUUGUUGGUUGUGCUAUGCCUCUAGCCCCCCCUAUUAUGAAGGUAUUGCUCAGACCAGGGGUUACAACAAAACAACAGAUUCCUCUCAAUGCCCCUGGGGGGAAAACAGAAAGUUAACUCUAACAGCAGUCUCAGGAAGUGGACUUUGUUUAGGCCAGGUACCUCAUGAUAAACAGCAUCUUUGCAAUCAAACACAGAUCGUCCAGCCUAUGGAAGGUAAUCAGUAUCUAGUACCCCCCCUAGACACAGCAUGGGCCUGCAACACUGGUCUCACUCCUUGUGUAUCAACUUCUGUUUUCAAUACUUCCAAAGAUUACUGUAUUUUGGUUCAACUCGUUCCUAGGCUCCUAUAUCAUGAUGAUAGCUCUUUUAUAGAUGAGUUUGACCACCGAGGUCGUUGGAAGAGAGAGCCUAUCACCUUGACCUUUGCAGUACUCAUGGGACUGGGGAUAGCGGCCGGAGUUGGUACGGGGGCCGCUACAUUAAUUCAGACCCCCCAAUAUUAUGAGGAAUUACGAGCAGCUAUGGAUACUGACCUUAGAUCCAUAGAACAAUCUAUAACUAAACUAGAAGAGUCUUUAACCUCCCUGUCUGAAGUGGUACUACAGAAUAGAAGGGGACUAGAUUUAUUAUUUCUCAAAGAAGGGGGACUCUGUGCUGCUCUAAAAGAAGAAUGUUGUUUUUAUGUUGAUCAUUCUGGAGUGAUCAAGGAUUCGAUGGCUAAACUUAGAGAGCGCUUAGAUAUACGGAAAAAGGAAAGAGAAGACAGACAGGGAUGGUUUGAAAGUUGGUUUAAUAAGUCCCCAUGGCUAACCACUCUCCUCUCUACUUUAGUUGGGCCCAUUAUAAUUCUCAUGCUUCUACUUACUUUCGGGCCAUGUAUAAUCAAUAGGCUGGUGACAUUUAUAAAAGAAAGAGUGAGUGCUGUUCAGGUACUGGUCCUGCGACAACAGUACCAAGAGUUACAAUGGGAUGAACAAUGGCUCUAAGAUUAGAGCCGAUGAAAAAGAAGAAGUGGGGAAUGAAGGAUUAAAAAUUUAAUAAAAAGCCGCCUAGCUACCCAAAAAGAAGAAAUAGGGGUCUAGCUACUCAAAAAGAAGAAGUAGAGUCUGUGAGAACAUGAACUUUUCACCCCUCCCUUACUGUACAAUGGUUCCCGGAACAUUCUUGCAUGAAAAGUUUCCUGGAACAGCCACAAUGACCCAUAGCCUCCGGCCACAAUGUUCCAAUGGCCCUGUAAAAUGUCACUACCCCCUAAUCACAAUGUCACAAAGUCCUGGGUGUGUUACCUAGUGUUACACAUGACUAGCAUAUGACCUAACUGUAUGGGCAGUCUAUGGUCUUGGAAUUUCCCUCCUCCCUCCCUCCUGAUCCCCCUGGUUUGUGGUUUUUUCCUUUAUAAGCUCUGUGAAAAUUCAGGUCGUGGUCGAACUCUUCUACUCCCUGUGUGGUGUAUGAGUCUCGACCCCAGCAUGCUGGCCUGAGCUCUCGUUUCAUCUCGCUUACAAUAAAGCUUCCUCGUGUGAUUGCAGCAAGUUGGUGUCUGUGUCCUACUGGGUGCGCGUCUUUCCCGAGACUUGAGUGGGGGGCUCCCUUCGGGGGUCUUUCAAAGCGAUAGGCACGG